This is a messenger RNA of Capronia coronata CBS 617.96, 456 nucleotides long. RefSeq lists its product as uncharacterized. NCBI's taxonomy places the organism in Eukaryota, Fungi, Ascomycota, Eurotiomycetes, Chaetothyriales, Herpotrichiellaceae. The record is from RefSeq and is a predicted model, not a curated record. The transcript has 2 exons. Bases 1 to 456 code for a protein of 151 amino acids.
AUGAUCAUUUCUGCAUUGGCAAAAGACAUCCAUCCAGCUACCGACGUUGAGGUCUACUUCUGUCGCUCUCUGGGCUUCUCUCUGACUCUCAUCGCCUUGAUUGUCUUGUUCUUCACGGGCUCGAUACCAUUGUCGUCCAGCAUCAGCGAGCCCGUCAGUCUGGAAGACAAUGACCCUAAGGCGCCCUACGCCGUGCCAAUCCUCCGCAUCACGACCAUGUUCCACGGUCUGAGCACGAUAUACUGCUACAUGCGCUACAUGAACUUCGGCCAGACAGGCUACAUGCUCGGUGCUAUUGGGUAUGGGGCAAUAGGCAGCUUAGGACUGUGGUGUGUCAUAUUUGGGACGUCGGGUGGUAGGAUAUCCAAGAGGACAGGGGCGGACAAGCGUAUGACUGGAUUUCCAUUCAAGAACAUCAUGGCUUAUGACAAGAAGAAGGACAGGAAGAUGGGUUGA